UUUCAAACCUAAAGAUUGAAAUGGGUUUCCAUAGUUUUGCUGCCAACACUCAACUUGUACUAGAACUAGGCCUUAACUCAUCAUCGUCAGCUUCCAUUCCCCAAAACCCUUCCAAGAUAUCAAACCCCACCACCCAUCAUCAUCAUCACCCAUCUCUAACCUUGGCGCUUUCCGGCGAUUCGUGUGGUGGUUCAUCAUUCUCUAACGCGAGCGUCAAAAGGGAGAGAGAAGUUGCAAGUGAAGAAUCCGAAAGGGUGAACACAAGUGGUACUGAUCAAGAAGAUGAAGAUGGGAGUGUCAGUGGUAGAAAGAAACUCAGGUUAACUAAAGCUCAAUCUGGACUACUUGAAGAAGCCUUCAAACUUCAUACCAAUUUGAACCCUCAGAAACAAAAGCAAGAGCUAGCCAAGGACCUAAAGCUAAAGCCCAGACAAGUUGAAGUUUGGUUCCAGAACAGGAGAGCCAGGACGAAACUGAAACAAACGGAGGUGGAGUGCGACUACUUAAAGAAAUGUUGUGACACAUUAAAGGAUGAGAACAGAAGACUCCGGCAAGAAGUUGAAGAACUGAAAGCAGAAAAGGUGUCGACGACGUCGCAAACCGUGUACAUGCAGUUGCCGGCGGCCACCCUCAGCAUGUGUCCGUCAUAUGAACACAUGCCCAAUCCCAAAACCCCUUUUACCAUGCCUCCUAAACCACAUUUUCUUAAUCCUUUCACUACCAGCUCGUCGGCAGCUUGUUAAUUAU
Molecule: messenger RNA, 747 nt
Organism: Cynara cardunculus var. scolymus (artichoke)
Lineage: Eukaryota; Viridiplantae; Streptophyta; Magnoliopsida; Asterales; Asteraceae
Product: homeobox-leucine zipper protein HAT22-like
Exons: 3
Coding region: 21-743 (240 amino acids)
Biological process (GO): regulation of DNA-templated transcription
Molecular function (GO): DNA-binding transcription factor activity, RNA polymerase II-specific; sequence-specific DNA binding
Source: RefSeq, a predicted model, not a curated record